Molecule: messenger RNA, 6349 nt
Organism: Lymnaea stagnalis (great pond snail)
Lineage: Eukaryota; Metazoa; Mollusca; Gastropoda; Lymnaeidae
Source: the annotation of a GenBank genome assembly
GUAAGAGGAGUAACCCUCACUUAUAUGAUCAACAAUAAAUCUAACCAAAAUUAAGCAAAUUCACAAGUCUUAUGUUUGUUCUUGCAGUUCGGCUUUUUGCAUAGAUAAAUAUGUUAGAAGACUUGCUGAGUGGGGUUGAAAAAAGUAGAUUUGUUCUUAUAACAGGUUGGUGAGGUCUAGAAGGGUAAUAAGGGGAGAGACUGCGGUAAAUUACGAGGACGAAUGCCACUAUUUUAUCGAAUUUCACGAAUGAGUCGAAAAACUCGAAUGUAUCCCUAAAUCGAUCCCUAUGCCUAACCUGAACCCGAAAUCGAUCCCUAUGCCUAACCUGAACCCUAAAUCUAUGCCUAACCUGAACCCUAAAUCUAUGCCUAACCUGAACCCGAAAGCGAUCCCUAUGCCUAACCUGAACCCUAAAUCGAUCCCUAUGCCUAACCUGAACCCUAAAUCGAUCCCUCAACCUAUCCUAAACCCUAAUUCACUGUACCAACUAUAAUAAACACCCAAAAGACACAGUGGCAUUCGUCCUCAGAUUUAGCCCAGAAGGUAAUCAGGUCAGCACAAUAUGACGAUAUCAAUAUGAAAUUAGUAAAACAAAGUAAGUUAGUAAGUUUUAGUAAGGUUAAACAUGAAAAUGGAACGCAACAAAACAACGAACGUGUCGGCAGGAAGCCUUCGUCAGCGAACAAAACAGAAUAAAAUUAAAAAAUAGCUCUUAGCUUAGAAGUAGUAUCAAAGAGGGUCAGGGCAGCAAAUGAAUUGUGACAGAAAGUAAGUGUGUGAGAGAUUAAAUAGGGAAGAGGGAAAGAAAAGAGGAGAAGUAAGUCCCUGCGAUAGGUUGAAACGUGGACCGUAGUGGAGGGGUGGAGCUAGGUUCAAGCUAUGAAAAGAGACAUGACAUUAAUACCAUGUGUUAGUGUGCCAUAUUUCAGGGUAAUCUUAUGUUCCAAAUUCAUCCAGCUGGGUGUAUUUGUGCUAGCCAUGAUCGCACAUAUUGAAAAGUCCGCCUUGCCCUGGUGGUCGCUACUAUUGAAGUGUUGGAGACAGGACACUGUUUAUCUUGCGUAAUGUUACGGAGGUGUUCGGUACACCUGUCAGAGACUCGGCACCCUGUCUCCCGCGUUCUAAUGUAUGCCAUUGUCUGCACCCGCUGUCAGAUGUCGUACAUAGGGGAGACAGGGCGCCAACUCUCUGACAGGUGCACGGAACACCUCCUUAACAUUACGCAAGAUAAACAGUGUCCCGUCUCCAAACAUAUACUCAUACACAUUGAGUUUGAGUUGUAAUUUACUUGUCAACAAUUACUACAUUGAGUUGUAAUUUACUUGUAAGCAUUUACUCAAGUCCAGUCUACUCUAUUGUUACUGCUUGUUAUCCCACUUCAAAAAAGUAAUUUAAUUGGCGUUUUAGGUUUUAAAUCUGGUAAAACCAUGUAAGUAAAAUUGGUUUUCUUGAGAGUGUCACCCUAAGUCCUAAGACUUACUCAGGAUAGGCAAUACUAUAAACAAAGAAAAUAAAAAUAAUAGGGCUCCUUGUUGAAAGUUGUUGGGUUGGAGAUAAUUUUACUGUUACUGGUUCUGAAUAUUUGGUUUUGAUAUUCAAAUCACCAGGCUCUACAUCUAAAUCUAAACAUAUUUUUUGCCUAUCUAAAAUAGCUUUACUAGUCUAAUAGGAAUAACUUUUGUUGUUAAGGGACAUUCAAAACUAUUGAUCACUGUAACAAAAUGUAUUUAAAAAUCUGAGCGUAAAAACACAGUACGUCCUCCCAAAAAGAUUUGUCAUUUGAACAAGUGCAUUGGCUUAUGUUUAAAUUUCCACCUUCUCUUAUUAAACCAUCUAUAGUGGGGUUACAGUGAAUAAUUUUCUCUUUUUUUCUUUUCUCUAGAUGCAGCUGAAUCCUGUGGAAGACAUUUCUUCAUGAACUGGGUCAUAAAUGUGGCUAAAAGGUCAGCUUCCAUCUUUUUGCCCUUGCUUAAUGUAUAAUUUAAGUCAAUUUUUAUUAUUAUUAUAUUUUAAAAAUAAAGAUAAUAAUUAAGAUUAUUGAAGUGAUAAUUAAAGACAUGUAACCAACGUUUGCUGUUGAUUGAUACAUUUGUUUUUAUUAUUGUAUUUUGCAGGUGUGAUAGAGUGGUGUUGGUUUGCUUUGAACGUGUGCCUGAGUUCUUUUUAAACUGGCUACCCCAAGAUCUUCAAGAGAAGUAACUUUUUAAGUAACAUGUUAAAAAUUAAAUUUUAAUUUACCUAAAUUAUGUAUAUACCGGUAUUAUUAUUAUGUUGAAGAUUACCCUAUUGUUAACAUUUUAUUGAGUUAUUGAAAAAGAAAUGGAAAUUAUUAUUUAUUGUGGCUUUCAUGCAGUGAAGUUGGUGUUGUAGGGGGGUGUCAUAAAUUUCUGAAAGAAAUGUGUUAGGUGAUGGUCAUUGAGAAAAAUUGUAUGACUGAUUAAUAUGAGAUCCUGUCAUUGUUUGUUAAAAUAUAUUUUAACAGAAUUAUUCCCAUUAAUGGAAAAAGCACAAUUCAUUAUCCCCUGAAGGAUGACACGAAAGAUCUGCUGUUUGAAGCCAUCUCAAAUGCCUUGUUGAAGACUCGUGGCCAGUCGGCAGUUCUAAUAGACUCUCUCACACUUCACAUGUUACUGAGACAGCCACCUUCAACAUGCAGUACUCUGCAUAAGCUGAGCACGUGUAAGAUUUAGUGCCAACGGUACCGUAUUAAAAAACUUACGAUUUAAAAAGAGGGUUUUGGAGCAAAGUUGGAGUUUGGAGCAUCGUGAUUUUGUUUGUUUUGAUGUAACUCUUUUUUUUUUGGUGAUAAUCCAUUGUUAUUUAAGAAUGGAUUCAUCCCAUCCUCUAUUACAGGCCUGCAUAACUUAAAAUGUAAGAAGGCGGGCCGCAAUACUUUAUGAAAUACUUGUGUGGGCCGAAAUAAAAAUAGGACAGGGGUAAAAGCUAUUAAGAAAAUAAUAAAAGAAUAUUUCUUUACUUCGCUGGCUGCAAAAUGAGUGCUGGCAGAUCGCAUGCGGCCCGCUGGCCGUAUGUUGGGCAGGCCUGCUCCAUUAUAACAAUGUAUGCUGUCGGUUUUCUUUACUUACAAUUCUGCCUGGUCCCUUAGACUUACCCAAAACAUUAAGGCCAACCUUGAUGUACAUUUACAGUGCAUGGUGUGACCCAAGUGGUGGCGGUAAUUCACAGGGAUGUUCAUGACACCCAUACAUGCAGUAUCGUUGGUUCUAUCGCCUCAAGUGUCAUUGAUAUUCAUUCAUUGUCAGGAUCUAGGCAUACAUGUAAAAUAAGGCACUGCAGGAUUACUGGGAAGGUGUUCAAAACGGUAUGAAUUCUCAUUCUGCGUUUAUGGUAAUGCUACAAAAGUGAUUUUGGUUUUUUUUUAAAGAAUUUUUCAGUGUAUGAGUAAUGGGCGAAGUUUGAUGUAUUAAUGGACAAAGUUUGAUGUAUGAAUGGGCGAAGUUUGGUGUAUCAUUGGGUAUUGGGUGAAGUUUGAUGUAUGAUUGGGCUUUAGUUGCUUUGGUUAGUCUUAAUCCCUGUGCAAGUAGCUGAGGUUUUAGUGUACAUUUCAAGUACUAGUCUCAUUGGCACAAUAUGAUUAUUUUAGGACUUUGAGAAGUUAAUAAUUCACAAUUAAUUUUGUCUCAAGUAAUUUUUGAUGUCUUUUGUAAAUUCCAGACAGAGAGGUUCUCAAUAGAUUACAAUUUUCACAUAAAAGACAUCGGACCACUGUUACCUCAUGAGAGACCUUCCCAAUCUCAACCAUUAGUUAAGGUUCUUAAAUAAUUUUUUUUUUUUUUAAAUGUGAAUUUUUUGUUCAGUGUUUGGAGUAUGUUUAGCUAAAAGAAAGCAGAUGUUCUUAAUAAUUUUUUUUUUACCGUUGAUCGUCAUUGAUAAUCUAUUGAAUCCUUGGAGGGUCUAUGAAAUCCAGAUUAAGAACCUUGAUUUGAGUCUUGUCAUUAUUUCUAUGACCAAAGAUGUAUUUAAUUGUUCAAGUGUUCAGACUUUGUUGAUUUGACAGAAAAUAAGUAAAUUAAAACGGGUAUUUAAAUUUUUAUUCACCAUUUCACAGAGUGACCCAAUGGCUCACCUCUCAUUUAACUUAUCCCUCACUGAGACAGAGAAGCAAGCAAGAAGUCAGGUCAAGCUGCCCUAUCUACUGGAUGAGUAAGUUCAUCGUUACUAUUAUCGUGUUACUUUUUUGGUUGUCCUUUGCAGGGAGGCCAUCAGUGGAGCCCACACAGCUGAUGCGAUACUAUUGUAGCAAAUUAAAAUAAAUUAAUGAAAAUUUACCAUAAAAAUUUACUGUUCCCACUGCUUGUGUAAGAAGUUUUUUUUUAAUUUUUUAGCAGUUUGCUCUUCUUUGCCUUUCCAUUAGAUUCGAAUAGAAUAUGAACUCUGGACAAUGAGAGUUGUCAGUCGGUGUUACAAUCGUCCUAAAUUAAACCCUCACUUGCCUGUCAUAAGCAAAAGUUGAUUUAUUUUAAUAUUUAAAUUAAUCAAAGUAUUGGUUGUUCUUUUAAGUUUCGUCUUUAAUUUUUUUUCAGCUCUGGUGAUAGUUCAAAUAAUGAGCAACCUUCCAAUGCCAGGAUUAUCUACCAUCCAGAUGAUGUUGAUGAUUUUGAUGAGGAGGAUCCAGACGAUGACCUAAAUAUUUAGAUAUUGUCAAUAAAUUAUCGAGCUAGAAAAAUGUCAUUUUGGUUUGAUCUUAUUUUUGUUUUAAAUUUAAAAGACAAAACGUUUCCUUUAAAAAUGGAUAAAAUAUGUGCCAAUUAAAGCUGGUCAAAAACCUCAGUGAAUAUUUCAUGUAAAAGAUGAGUGGAGAAAUCUGAAUGUCCCAAUCAAAAACAAUAAGGGACAUAACAUCAUACCGAACUAUUUUAUAUAAAAAGAUAUCAUAUCUUAUCUUAUGGGCCAAUAGUAAGAUUUGGGACAAGCGCAGGUCGAUUUUGCAUUCUUGACUUCUCCAAGGCCUGCCACACUGUUCCACACAGCCUUCUUCUACACAAGCUCCACGGCUACUGCAUUACCGGCAACCUUCACUCCUGGCUCUCAACAUUCCUAACACAAUGGACCAUGCAAGUAGUGGUAGAUGGUGUCCGAUCAGGCAAAGCCACCGUAGACUCAAGAGUUCCUCCAGGCACAGUGCUGGGCCCCGUUAUCUUUCUCUGUCAAAUAAACGACCUCCCUGAUGCUGUAAAAUCUCAAGUGAGGCUGUUUGCAGAUGUCUGUCUUGUCUACAGAGAGAUAAGCGGCGACUAUAACAACCACCACCAAGCAGAAUUGAAGUGUCUUAUGAAUUGGGCUGACAAAUGGGGCAUGAAAUUUUACGAAACCAAAUGCUACACAAUGAGCGUCUCGAGAAAAAAACCAUCAACCUAUAUGUACUCCCUAAGCAAGACAAGUAUCAAAUAAUCCAUACCUUGCAAUUCUUUUCUCGAAUAACCUAAAAUGGUCAACCAAUAUAUAAAAUUUUUAGAAAAGCCAACUCCACACUUGGUUUCAUUUGAAGAAAUCAGCGCUACUGCCCAACCUCCUGAUAACAAAAUGCAUAUCUCGCACUCGUCCGUCCGCUACUAGAAUAUGGUGUGAUCAUCUGGGACCCAUACCAAAAGCAAGACAUGGACAAGAUGUAGCAAGUCUAACGUGACGCAGUGCGCUUCAUCACACGUGACUACACUCCUGACUUCGUCAUUGGCCUCUUAAAAAGAUUUGACAUCCCCUCCCUUUUGACAUACGAGAAAAGUUGCCCCUAACAUUCUUAUAUAAAGUGGUCAUGGGGCUAGUGCGGCCAUCCCAGCAAACAGAAGCCAGGUCGCUUAAUGAGAGCCAAGCGCUCACCCGAACACUGACUUCACCUCUAAAGUCUAACAACCCCAUAAGCAAUUUCAUCUGGAACAGUAGCAAAUGUUUCACUGGGCCUCGGUGUAACACAGUGCAAUAUAAAUGAUCAUUCUUCCCACAAUCAAUAAUGGCUUGGAUCCACCUGGACAAUGCCGCCGUGGACUCGACAUCAAUCAAGAGAUUCAAGGCUGCCCUGGUAUCCGCUAGGAGCCGUUAGGAUAUCAGCAUCGCUUCCCCAACAGUUGCACAUAUGCCAGUACAUGGAUUUAGCAACAUACCCUACCAGAAGCCUAGGCCUAACAAUAAACAGAAUGCACUGAUAAAUGUUAGCCAGGUAGGCUUUUUAUUUAGCCUGCGGAUACUAAAUUGAUUACACUCAUUUUAAAAAAAAUUUGUUUAUUACUUUUCUUCUCCACUUUUUUUUAUAAGGCUUUGCUGAUUCAGACUGGUGCAAAGCAAGUCAUACAAAUAUGGCUCCACAGAUAAUAAACAUUGCUGAUCUUCU